Molecule: messenger RNA, 2779 nt
Organism: Haliotis rufescens (red abalone)
Lineage: Eukaryota; Metazoa; Mollusca; Gastropoda; Lepetellida; Haliotidae
Product: mucin-19-like
Exons: 11
Coding region: 214-2316 (700 amino acids)
Source: RefSeq, a predicted model, not a curated record
CAAGGCCUUUCACAUGUGAACCGUCGUGACGUUUAUCGACGUCGUGGUGCUGGGUCCCGGGCUGGAUCUUCCUGUUCUAUUGUGCGAGUGUGUUUCAGAGAGGGCUUGUGAGUGUGCCUAGAGAUGCGUGGACGGUAAGGACGGUAAGGUCUUUGUCGAUACAUCUGUAGGACAGGAAGCAGUGCUGGAGCCACCAUUACUGCUUGUCACAAGAUGUCGGGAUUUAUCUAUGGACUCUUUACAAUUCUGUUUCUGGUGGUUUUCGGGACAGUGGAAGGUGUGACGGAGAGCGGGAUCCUGAUGUUGGUGCCAGCAGGGGGCAUGUAUGAUCCAGCCAAACUCUGGGAUACUGACAUCAGCAGCCUGGUAGGGGUAAACGACUGCCCGGAUGACGAAUCACUUGAUGUUGUGGACUUGGCUCUGAAAGGCACGUUCCGCAGCGAACGGAUGUUCAACUUGAGCUACUAUGAAAACGUCACGGUGACGAUGCACGUGUACAACGACCACGGUGAAGAGAUACUGAAGACCGGAGUCUGCCCUUACACCGAUAGUUACCAAAUGGCAUGUCCUUACUCGGGAUCCGAUGUGAUCACGUCAGACUUUACUUUGUUUGACGGGUUUCGCCUGCACACGAAUAACACUGACAACACGCUCGUGGCCAUCGUUAAUCCUCGCCACUACCUUAGUGACACCCUCAACGGGGUGGAGAUCCUCAUCUCUACGGGGGCAACUCUACAAGCCAUGCCGGUUCCAGGUUACAACGGCUGCUACUCAGUACCUUCGGGCACAGCGGACGAUAUCCAGACAAAAAUGAACAUCAGGAAAUGCUACGAAUUUUGCACGACAGAAUAUUUCGCAAUACAGGGUACGUCCUGCUUCUGCGUGGCUGACAAUGGCGGAGUCCCUGCCGGCCUUACCGUGGCACAAGACUCGGACUGCUCCAUGCUUUGUGCCGGGGACAACGAACAGCUCUGCGGCGGCCCCACCUCCAGCAGCGUGUUCGACAGGGCGGCAUUUGCAGAAUACGUCAACUUUUAUCAGGGUUUAAACGCAACGACCGAACUAGGCACCGUCACCAUUAACAGCACAAGUCUAAAGACGUUCCCGACCACGGAUUAUGUGAGCGGUGCGAAGGUUGUUGAGGAGGAAGAAUGUCAGCUGACCAAUUUGUACUUUGACGUGCAGCCGCCCACGUACAACCUCAUGGUCUCCGGUUCUUGCUCCACGACCCCUGGGUCACUCCAUGCCGUGCUGGACGGGACGGGGCAGGUGGAGACGUUCGGCGCCGUCAAGAGCGGCUGUGUGCUAUUGGAGCCCGGGGACAACAACUACACCUUCCCCCGCGCAACUAUCUCCAUACUAGGGCCGUCUGGUGAGGUGGUGAGUGUUGGAGGCAUGUUCGUCAUCAGAGGCACGUGGACCAUUCCAGAGAUCUCGUCCUCCAUAUUGUCCUCGACUGAGUCAUCGAUGAUAGAAUCAUCCAGCAUUGACAUGUCUUCGUCUGUCGAGAUGUCAAUGACGAGCAUCGACUCGUCAACUAUAGAUACAAGCCUCAUGAUGUCCACCACAAUGGAGAUGUCGUCAAGUACGCCAGACAUCCCUGUAACGACCGGCGACAACGCCGGUCAGACGACCAUCAACCCCACAGCAACCGUGGGCGCAACAGUUGGGGGUGGAAGCACAGCUGGUGGAACAGCGGCCGGUGGGACAGUGGGCGCAACAGCUGGGGGUGGAAGCACAGCUGGUGGAACAGCGGCCGGUGGGACAGUGGGUGCAACGAUGGGAGCAACAGCAGGUGCGACGGCAGGUGCAACAGCAGGUGCGACGGCAGGUGCGACUGCAGGUAUGACAGCAGGUGCAACGGCAGGUGCAACGGCAGGAGCCACAGCCAGCGCUACCGUUGGUUCUGGGGGUGUAGCGCCAACGACAACACCUGGCGCUGGUACUGGCGGAAGCGCUUCAACCCCUGGCCCAGUGGCAUUCUACAGCCCAGACGGUCGUUUGAUCUACGAGGCGUGUACAUGCCGCUGCAAAGCGCCUCCGCUGAAGCCCAAUCAGACGCCGUUGGAGGCGGCGGUGGAGAGAGCGGAACAGGUAUCCGAGGAGUUGCACCUGGACCCCAGGAACCUCUCGGCUACCAUCCGGAAGAAGGAAAGCGCUAGCGAUGAACGUCCCUCGGCCUCAGCCGGUGGCUACGUGGCCUGCCUCCUGUUGAGUGGCAUUGGAGUGGCGUUCCUCCUGGCUGAUGCUCUCUCAAUCAUGACGCACCUGCAUCUCCUGAAGUCUAAUGUCAGCUCGUUCCUUGGCAAGGCGUGAAGCUGUAUAUUCAUUAAGAAAUUAAUUAAGUCGGCCACAUGUGGUAGUAUGUUGUUAACGACGACCCGUACUCAAAACAGCACGAUAUACGUUGUUGUUGUGUUGUGUGGGGUUAUUGGUGAGAACUGGUUAUCAUGGAAAGUGUCAACACCUUUGAUGUACAGAUAGUGUAAUAUUUUUGCAAUCAAAUACAAAGAGUCCGAAGUUUGCAGAUGAAGUCCAUCGAAAACACACACAUAUAUAAUACAUAUACAUAUAUAGGUGUGUUGGUGAUGAAAACGAUCCUGAAGUUUAUUAUUCCAGUACGAAUGUAUGUAUGUGACGUUGCACUGUGAUUUGUAUCUCUGACGUUCAACGCCUACAGUUGAGAGAGUACCCAUCAAAUGAUACAUACAUUCACAUGCAUACACCACACACAAACACACCCACACACCGAUACCUACCACCCCACCACACACCCAAU